Molecule: messenger RNA, 1866 nt
Organism: Priapulus caudatus
Lineage: Eukaryota; Metazoa; Priapulida; Priapulimorpha; Priapulimorphida; Priapulidae
Product: zinc finger protein 239-like
Exons: 2
Coding region: 581-1627 (348 amino acids)
Biological process (GO): regulation of transcription by RNA polymerase II
Cellular component (GO): PcG protein complex; transcription regulator complex
Molecular function (GO): DNA-binding transcription factor activity, RNA polymerase II-specific; RNA polymerase II cis-regulatory region sequence-specific DNA binding
Source: RefSeq, a predicted model, not a curated record
UGACGUCCCCGCUAAUGCGCCGUUCGAAUUGUUUAUUAUAGCGCUCGUUAGAUGGCGCGCACGACAAUGCAAAUGGCCUCACCCGUUGUGGAAAUGUAGUUUCACAACUUCUAAGGAACUGUGCCGAAGAAGAAGUCAAAGUUAAUGCAAUUGAUAGCUCUGCACUGCGGUCAUAUCGUCAACAACGACAUCAAAAAUUUAAUUUGCUCUCUGUAUCUGAUAUUCACUGAUUUUACAAUUACUGACGCACACUGUUGCCACGGUCCCUCACUGUCACACUCACAGAGUCACACACCGUGUCAGGAAAGUGGACGACUGAGAGAGGAACUUGCAUCGGGGAGGAAAGUGAGAGAGGAACCUGCUUCGGGGAGGAAAGUGAGAGAGGAACCUGCUUCGGGGAGGAAAGUGAGAGAGGAACCUGCACCGGCGAGGAAACUAAGAGAGGAACCUCCAUCGGGGAGGAAAGUGAGAGAGGAACCUGCAUCGGGGAAGAAAGUGGGAGAGGAAACUGCAUCGGGGAGGAAAGUGAGAGAGGAACCUGCAUCGGGGGGAAAUCGUGAUCUCGAUCACCGCCUGCUCGAUGGAACCUUCUCCCCUUCCUUCUGCUUCUUCUUCUCCUAUUCUUUCUCUUCCUCCUGGUCCUUCUCUUUCUCUUCCUCCUCCUCCUGCUCCUCUUCCUCGUCCUCCUCCUGCUCCUCCUGCUCCUCCUCGCUCAGACGUGCAGAGCGAAGCAAGGGAGAAACCGUACGCGUGUGACUUGUGCGAGUACAGGACGUGCUCCCACUACAGGUUGAAGACUCACAUGCGAACGCACACGGGAGAGAAACCGUACGCGUGUGAGACAUGCAGGUAUCGGAGCUCUCAGCUCAGUGGCUUACAGGCGCACGUACGCACGCACUCGGGAGAGAAACCGUACGUGUGCGACAUAUGCGGUUACACUUGCGCCACCUCCAGCAUCUUCAAGACGCACUUUCUCACGCACACGGGCGAGAAACCUUACGCGUGUGAUGCGUGCGAGUACAGGACUUGCUCCCGCGGCAACCUGAAAAAGCACAUGCGAACGCACACGGGAGAGAAACCGUACACGUGCGACAUAUGCGGCUCCGCCUACACCACCUCCACCGACCUCAAGAAGCACUUUCUCACGCACACGGGCGAGAAACCGUACGCGUGCGAUGUAUGCGAGUAUAGGACGUGCUCCCGCGACAACCUGAAGAAGCACUUUCUCACGCACACGGGAGAGAAACCGCACGCGUGCGAUGUAUGUGAGCACAGGUGUUCUCAGCUGGCGAGUCUCAAGAGACACGCGCGCACGCACACGGGAGAGAAACCGUACGCGUGCGAUGUAUGCGAGUACAGUUGUUCUCAGCUGGAGAGUCUCAAGAGACACGCGCGUACGCACACGGGAGAGAAACCGUACGCGUGCGAUGUAUGCGGGUACGCCUACACCUGCUCCAGCAACCUCAAGAAGCAUUUUCUCACGCACACGGGGCAAAAACCAUACGCUUGUGACAUCUGCUCUUUCAGGUUCGUAUCCUCGAGCGACCUCUCGAGACACAAGCGCACGCAGUCGCACCAAAGAAAGGCUAUGUACAAGCAAUCGGGAGAGAAACCGGGAGUGAUGUGAUGGACGGGUCUGCGGGUUAAACAGCUAAUUCGUCAGACGUUAAACGUGUGGAUACGGAUGCACUCUCUCCAGUAGACACCAGUGACGUAGACUCAGGCUUGUAUAAGAGAAGAAAUGCUGUGCAUGCAAUCAGGGGUGAUGUGACUGACAUUCUACCGAUUAAACAGUUAAUAAGCCAGUUCGUAGUUGCGCACUGGAGCCCUAUGACGUCAUCGGGUCAUAGGUCAUUUGUACAUAGC